This is a messenger RNA of Malassezia pachydermatis, 1671 nucleotides long. Its product is annotated as na+ h+-exchanging protein. The record is from RefSeq and is a predicted model, not a curated record. The transcript has a single exon. NCBI's taxonomy places the organism in Eukaryota, Fungi, Basidiomycota, Malasseziomycetes, Malasseziales, Malasseziaceae. Bases 1 to 1671 code for a protein of 556 amino acids. Gene Ontology annotation, cellular component: plasma membrane. Gene Ontology annotation, biological process: sodium ion export across plasma membrane; proton export across plasma membrane; regulation of membrane potential. Gene Ontology annotation, molecular function: sodium:proton antiporter activity.
AUGAUUGAGGUUGUAGAGACGGAGCUUUCGCAGAUGUCGAAAGGCUUCGCCAUCAUGGGCGGCUUUGUCGUCAUUUAUGGCUUGUUCAGCUACUUUGUACGAGAACGGCUGUAUAUUUCUGAACCGAUGUUAGCCGUCGCGAUUGGGGUUAUCGUUGGACCCCAUGUGCUUAACUGGGUUGAUCCCUUUUCAUGGGCCGAGCCGGAGACUGUGAAUGAGGUGACCUACCAGGUCUCGCGCAUUGUCAUUGCUGUUCAGGUGCUGUUCACAGGGAUUGCAUUGCCUGAAAAGUAUCUGUGGAAGCAAUGGAAAAGUUUAUCUGUCCUUCUCAUCCUCAUUAUGACGACGGCAUGGUUCGUGACGGCAUUGCUUGUAUGGGGUCUGAUCAAGGAUUUAACGUUCCUGGAAGCGCUUUGCAUUUCGUCGUGUGUGACACCCACCGACCCUGUACUGGCUAACUCUAUUACGUCGGGCCGAUUUGCAGAAGAGCAUGUCGAAGAGCAUGUGCGCCACAUCAUUCUCGCAGAGAGCGGUGCAAAUGAUGGCCUGGGCUUCCCGUUCCUUUUUAUGGCUGUACUGCUUCUCGCACGUACGCAUGUAGAUUCGGGCGAGUCGGUGGGCCAGGAAAUCUGGCGUUGGUUCUACGGUAUUAUUGUGUACGAUAUUCUGCUCUCGUGUGCGUAUGGCGCUCUGCUCGGCUACAUUGCACGCAAAGUGCUUCGCUGGGCGGCUACACACAAUCUGAUUGACAUGUCCAACUUUUUCAGCUACGGUUUUGGCCUUGCUCUGUUCACUGUGGGCACAGCGGGCCUGUUUGGGACGGACGAUAUUCUGGCGUGCUUUGUGGCAGGCAAUUCGUUUACAUGGGACGACUGGUUCCGCCUACGUCUGGAAGAAAACGAUUUCCAGGAAAUUAUCGAUAUGCUCUUGAAUGCAGCUGUGUUUAUGUACAUCGGUAUGAUUAUCCCAUGGCAAGACUACAGCAAUGAAGAGAUCGGUAUCAAUGGAUGGCGUAUUGUCUUGCUGGGCAUCGCUGUGAUCCUCUUGCGCCGUCCACCGUGGGUGAUGCUUAUGUACAAGAUCAUUCCUGUACUUAAAUCGUUCAACGAGAGCAUUUUUGUGGGCUGGUUUGGGCCGAUUGGCGUCGGAGCUGUGUACUACAUUGAAGUCGCGCUGCGUGCGGUGCCUGACGACCAUACACGUGAGCACUUGCGUCGUGUGAUCACGCCUGUGGUCCUUUUCUGUGUGUUCUCCUCCGUGUUGACGCACGGCGUGACGAUCCCUCUCAUCUACUUUGGGCCGCACGUCGUGCGUCAUACGCGCACAUUCACCAUGGCCUCCACACAAUCCGAAACGCGCCGUCCUCUCUCUAUCCUCACACGCAUCUUUUCACGCAACUCUGCCGACGUAGAAUUGAGAGAGAUGGACGAUUACCCUAAUGAGCCUCGGCCUCUGAAUACGCGCAUGCACCAUCAUAGCCCCUUCUCACGCUCGGAUCAUGGUGUGCAGCCCCCUGACUAUCAAAUGCAUCCACGCUUGCAUUCUCACCGUGCUUCGACACAGCUCGGUGAGGUCGACGAGAAAAAGCCACCUUCUCCACCUCCAGACUCUAUACCUGUUGCUAUGCCCUUACCACCUCCCGUGGUGGUGUGCCCCGCGCAUCUUCGGUAG